AUGGAUGCUAGUAGAGUCCCAGACCAUGUCAGAGUUGCAGGUGUUAAUAGUGCUGCGGCAACCUCUGCUUUGUCUUCCGGUCACUACAACUUCAGGGAGAAAGACCUCACAUUGCGGUGUUUGCCUACAAACGGCCUGCGCAUUGUUAAAAUGCAAGGUCUGUCAGGCUUGUCUCACCGAAAUAUCGAACAACAUGUGACACACGCUACCGUGGACGAUAUCCUUCGCAAAGAGAUUGCGGUGCCAGAUGAAACCCAGAGGUAUUCCAUAGAUGCUACCUUGGUGGUAUGGGGAAACAAGGCGUGGGUUUCCAAUGCCGGUUUGCGUAUCCCUGAGCAAAUGAAUAUUCUUCUCGCAGUUCUUCAAGCGCUUGGUAUCCUCGAUAUCCAACUGCCAGUGCAAAUGCAGACAAUGGUAACCCAGUGGAACGUGCCCAAACAGGAUGCCCAGGAUGACAGGCAAGUGAUGGCAACCAUUCAGCGUGCUAUUGGAGAGAUUCUAGACAGCAACAUCACACCGCAAACAGUCAAGAUUCGUCCAAGACCUUUGCCCAACCUAGUCCCUGGCCCAGAUUUCAAUGCUUCCGCACCACCGGCAUUUCAUGAAAGCGAUGUCGCAUAUUUGUACUGGACCAUUUCUGUAGUUGUCUGGGCAUACCUUCGCUCUAGUUUUGUUAUGAGCCACUUCCCAUCCUCAGUCAUCUCCCUCGCCCAUAACUAUGUCGCCCAGUUGUCUGCUGGUCCCCUCCUCACACUCUGCCUCACCGAUCGUGGUGGGAACUGCACGACUAAAGAUGUCAAUGCUUCAAAGGCAGAGGACAUCACAAUUUUUAUCCAGGUGGUCGCUCAUUUCACCCUUGCUCCAGACGAUGAACUUGGGGAUGAUCAAUUCUUCCCAACAUUCUCCAGGUCGUUUGAGAUGACUUUCCCUACCAUCAUCCUCCUUGCCAAGCCCGCCAUUCUGUCCGCUGGCCAAUAUCCCCAACAUGUUGUGGUGAAGGACUCCUGGCCCACACCCGCCGAAACGCACGAGGCCUACCUCAUCAGGCAUAUACCACGGAUGCUUGACUUCCCUGACAUCCUUCACAAGUAUUUCUGCCAAUCUGUCAAUCCCAACAAUGGAGAGCUGGUGCAUGAGGCUACCAACGUGCGACAGUCAUGCGCAGUGAUAGAUCCAAAUGACGGUGAUGUCAUGAUGCUGCAAGAAAUGUUUGAGCGUAGGCUGCGUUAUCGUCUGGUUUUCAAAGACGUUGUAGUAGACUCUACCUGGUUUUCUUCCAGAAGGGAGUACCUCACGUGCAUUAUGCAUAACUUGGAAGCACACCUAAUUCGCUGGAGAGAGUUGCCCAGGUUCUCCACAAGGACAUUACGCCUUCAAACCUCUGGAUUGUCAUCGACAACUGCCUCUGCAGAGGCUGCCGUCCCUGGGUGGGUUGGCGAUGAUCCCCCUCUCCCAAGGCAAGCACAGUUAGGCGAUUUCGGGCUUGGAUUCAAGCCCUCAGACAAGACUGGCGAUGGUGGUGGCACAGGUGGGUUGAUGCGUGCUGGCAACGCCACCAUCAAGAAGGAGCAUGCUGCCAAGCUCAAGGAUAAGCCAUCACAAGCGAUGGAUCGCUCAGGAUCGCCCUUGUACAUGAGCAACGAGACACUCACGGACCCAUUCGGCCAGUUCAUCGUGCACACCUCAAAGCACAACUUGGAGGGGUUCUGGUGGUCAAUGUUGUGGGUGACCAUCAACUGUGAAGGUCCCUACGACAUUCUUACGGACCGCCUCGCCUCGCUGGGCAACUGGAGGUUUUACCGAUGCCUCAUUCACCCCUUCUGGCGUGACCCUGCAAUUCUUCGUGGGCUGGAAGAGAUGUUUCGCAUAUUCAUGCCCGCCAAUCUCAUCCGUGAGAGUGAUGAGACCCUUGACACAGAACGUGAUUUUGUUCCCUAUGUUCCAUUGGAUGACUCAGCUGUGGGCGCGACUCAUGAAAUGAUGAUCGAUAUCAUCAAGCGUAUGCUCAAGGACAUGAAAGAUGAAGCUCCACCAUCUCCCAAGGUUAUUGAAGAUGCACAGGAAAUUUGUACUCGCCAAGAGUGUAGUGCCUCUCAUGAAUCCCGCCAAUCUCAAAAUAACAGGCACCCUGGCCUCAUGAUUCCCCCAGGCAUUCCAGGUCACUGGAAAAGGCCAUACCUUGGGACCUACACACCAAAGCCAGGCAGGUCGUCUGCAGUGUCCGCGCCAUCUCCUGCUGUUGACUCAGUGGAUAGAGCGAGGCUCAGGACAGAUACAACAAUGUCUUUACCGUCUUCAUCUACAUCUACAUCUACAUCAUCUAGGGUUCCUACGCAGCCUUCAGAUACCCAACGCCUUCAAUACCCCAUCAGUCAGACUAUCCUUGGGCCUGAUUUUUUCCACGGCCUACCCUCUUUUAAUCUCCAUGGCUCCGCUUCCACCGGUCUUGUCCAUACCACUCUUCCCGCCAUACAUGAGGAUGAAGAUGGUGAUGAAAACAAUAGGUCCAGGAAGAAACCGCGCUGGCAAGGUCUUUGA
This is a messenger RNA of Suillus subalutaceus, 2538 nucleotides long. RefSeq lists its product as uncharacterized. Bases 1 to 2538 code for a protein of 845 amino acids. The record is from RefSeq and is a predicted model, not a curated record. The transcript has 14 exons. NCBI's taxonomy places the organism in Eukaryota, Fungi, Basidiomycota, Agaricomycetes, Boletales, Suillaceae.